AUGCAGCCGUCUGCGUUUUCACCCAAUGCCUCCCUCUACACGGGUCCACAGGAGGAUCCCCCGUUGUCACGCACCGGCUUCAUCGUCCUCGCUGUCAUUAUGGCCUUUUUCACCGGUCCAGCCAUCAUCCUCAAUGCUACAGUGAUUGUUGUGUCCCUCAUGUACAAGCAGCUGAGGCAGCCGCUCAACUAUGCUCUAGUGAACAUGGCCGUGGCUGAUCUGGGGACAGCCAUGACCGGAGGAGUGCUGUCUGUGGUCAACAACGCUCAGGGCUACUUCUCCCUGGGCCGGACGGGCUGCGUGAUGGAGGGCUUUGCAGUGUCCCUGUUUGGCAUCACAUCUCUGUGCACCGUGGCUCUGAUAGCAGUGGAGAGGAUGUUCGUGGUAUGUAAGCCACUGGGGCAGAUAACCUUCCAAAAGAAGCAUGCAGUGGGAGGUAUUGUCCUUUCCUGGCUGUGGUCCCUCACAUGGAACUUACCUCCACUGUUUGGGUGGGGCAGGUACGAGCUGGAGGGCGUUGGGACGUCCUGCGCACCCGACUGGCACAGCAAAGACCCUUACAAUGUCUCCUACAUCCUGGCUUAUUUCUCAGUGUGCUUUGCUAUUCCUUUCGCCUUGAUCCUGGCAUCUUAUUCUAAACUGAUGUGGACUUUGCACCAGGUAUCUAAGAUGGCCUGUGUGGAAGGUGGUGCAGUAGCAAAGGGGGAGAUGAAGGUGGCGUCCAUGGUCGUCCUGAUGGUCCUGACAUUUCUGAUCAGCUGGUUGCCUUAUGCCGGCCUCGCCAUGUUCAUUGUCUGCAACCCCGAUGCAAAGAUUCUUCCGCUGGUUGGCACAGUGCCUGUUUACAUGGCCAAGAGCAGCACCGUGUACAAUCCCAUUAUCUACAUCUACCUCAACAAACAGUUCCGUAAAUAUGCCGUGCCCUUCCUGCUGUGUGGGAAACAGCCUUUGGUGGAAGACGAAUCAUCAGAGGCAGUGACGACCGUGGAGACGACCAAAGUGUCUCCGGCCUGAAAUGUGCAAAUGCCUAAAACUAGCCAUUACCUUUAUCAUAAUAAUUCCUUUAACACAUGUUUUGUCACCUGUUACUUCAACAUUAGUGAAAUUAUGUG
Messenger RNA from Acanthochromis polyacanthus (spiny chromis), 1112 nucleotides. Its product is annotated as parapinopsin-like. The transcript has 4 exons. Bases 1 to 1014 code for a protein of 337 amino acids. The record is from RefSeq and is a predicted model, not a curated record. Gene Ontology annotation, molecular function: G protein-coupled receptor activity. Gene Ontology annotation, cellular component: photoreceptor outer segment; membrane. Gene Ontology annotation, biological process: visual perception; G protein-coupled receptor signaling pathway. NCBI's taxonomy places the organism in Eukaryota, Metazoa, Chordata, Actinopteri, Pomacentridae.